This is a messenger RNA of Cylas formicarius (sweet potato weevil), 1181 nucleotides long. RefSeq lists its product as uncharacterized. The record is from RefSeq and is a predicted model, not a curated record. NCBI's taxonomy places the organism in Eukaryota, Metazoa, Arthropoda, Insecta, Coleoptera, Brentidae.
ACCGCAGACCACCACCGGCCCCCUUACAGGUGGUUUUUGCUUUCGCGAGCCACGAGCCGGCAACGCCGCGCCCCGGUGCGCGCCACCACAGAUCGCGCGGCAACUGUCCGAACUACACUUUAGCGCACGUUUAGUGUUAGUCGUUUCACAGUGGCUCCGGCAGUCCGCGACUAGCUAUGGCCUCCGUUAACGACACGGCGACGUUUUUUACGCAUGGCACCUGUGCCCAAUACGAACAGGUCCUUAAACUGUACCCUCAAGCCCUUAAAUUAAAGGCCGAUCGCAAAGCUAAAAAGCCCGAGGAGCUUAUCAAACUCGAUAACUGCAUUAUUGGCCGCCGCGUGUCCUGAUUCUGCCCCUUUUAUGGCAGACGAAUGUUUGAUGGCCAUCCCCGACAUUGAAGGUAUCGACUAUACAGCUAAAGAGUACCUGAAAUUCGCACAGCACAUUAGUAGCGUCGCCGAACGGCUCAAUGCAGAUCCGGAGCGUAUAGGACGGCCGGACGCAACCCGAUGGUCACCACACAAAGUCGAACUCGCCAUCUGGACGCACUAUGUAGUGUCGGAACUCAAACCUGAACUGCUCGAAGGUAUUCCUGUAGAAAAUGGCAACUCCAUGGCUCCAGCCAUCGCGGUACUGCACCAAAACGGUGACUCUUUGGACGCUGACCCGACAGCCACGUCGGACGAAAGCUCAGGAGGAGGAGGCGUGUUACCUCCACUCAACGGCAAAGCUACAGUUGCUCCGACUGCCACGGUGCCAGCAGCCGCUUUGGACGAAGAUACGCGCGAUACGACCGCUUCGUUCGCGGACACGGAUACGGGAAGUCCACCGCCGUCAGAGGGCGUUGGCGAUGAAGACUCAGUUUCAGCAUCCGCCGCUUCUGAAUCUACUAAAGAUUCUAUGCAGGACGAAGACUCGAACAGUAUCAGUUUCGUCAAGAGGCGACUAGACGACGAUAAAUUAAUAGCUCAGGGUCCGACGCCCGCGAAAAAAGCGCGCGAAGAUGUCAAGUGACAGAGCUGAGGUUUCGGACGGCGUACGAGGGCUCGUGCCUCACCGUUAGACCCCUUUAGCCGGUUAACUUAGGUAUAUUAUUAUAAUGUAUGAUGUUGUUCGCUCUCGAUUUGGACUUUUAAUAUCCUCUUUUGAUCGGAAAGGUACACGUUAGCGUGUUGUUA